Molecule: messenger RNA, 2918 nt
Organism: Ceratosolen solmsi marchali
Lineage: Eukaryota; Metazoa; Arthropoda; Insecta; Hymenoptera; Agaonidae
Gene: Neto
Product: Neuropilin and tolloid-like
Exons: 10
Coding region: 282-2870 (862 amino acids)
Molecular function (GO): protein binding
Source: RefSeq, a predicted model, not a curated record
AAAUUAAAUAUUCUAUUAAUGUGUUAAUAAACAAAAAGUGGAUACAAUAUACAAUGGAUUAAGAGUGUAUACAAUUUUAAAUAUCAAAUAAAUAGUGAAGAUAUAUCAUAAUUGGCGCAACUACUAAACAAUGAAAAUGCCUAUUGUAAUAAUAUAAUUAUAUUCCUCAUGAUCUUAGUAUUUAUAGUACAUAUCCAAUCACUAAUAACCACUUAUAACUUAAAAUCAUUGGAUAGAUCUGCAGUUAUGAGUCGCUGUUUGGAUUUACUCAUUCAUAACAAAUGGAAUUUUUAAAUGAAAUAAUCCAGAGAAUGAUGUUGAUAUUGCUCAGGGAACGAGUUAUCACUUUUUUUCUGCUAUUGCUGCUAAUGUCACCAAUGCUGUACUCGCACGAGAGUGCUAGUGACACAUCAAAAAAGACAACAGGAUAUACUCGUAGUAUUAUUUUAGCAAAUCUGUGGAAUCGUUUCGAUUUGGGAUGGUCUUUACCUGUAAAUUCAUUAUAUUCUCAAAAACAAGAAUUUACUUUCCGACAUUUUGAUUCUUCUACAACUAUCAAUACUGCAGUAUCAUUUCUUGCACCUGAUAAGUCAAAAACAUCGAUUGCUGACCAUAUUACAACUGUCAAUACUGCAAAUCAAAUGCCAAUUCAAAUAGAUAUUAUGACUGUUAACCAACGUUUUACGCGUUCAUUAGAAACAAAUGUGAUAAAAAUUGAUACUGUAACAGUAUCUUCGAGUAUAGAUAAUAUUACUCGUCGAUAUAGAAGAGAAGAUCAAAAUAAUUGUUACAAAUUUGAAGAAGGUGAUCCAGUAAAAAAAGAAUUUUAUAGUCCUAAUUAUCCAGAGCCAUAUCCAAAAAAUAUAAGUUGCUUCAAGGUUUUAGAAGCUGAUCCAGGGAUGGUGAUUAAAGUAGAAUUUCGAGAUAAUUUCGAACUUGAAGAUCAAGAAAAUUGCACCUAUGACUUUUUAGAGGUGCGUGAUGGAAAAUAUGGUUAUUCGCGGUUUAUUGGAAAAUUUUGUCGUGCUUUCCCAUUUCCAGAAAUUACGUCGAGUUCAAGAUAUCUGUGGCUUUAUUUUCAAAGUGACAACAGUAUUCAGGGAAUUGGAUUUCGUGCGGUAUGGAGUAUGGUUCCAAGGCCCGCAGUUAAAACCCCAGAAUCGGUAGAGUGUCUGUUAAAUGUAACAAAUCUAUUAGAAUAUGAAAUAAAAACAUCAGAAAUUACUGCCCAAAAAAGGAUAGCCACAGAACUAGGUACUGAAUUAGAUUGCAUAUGGAACAUCACCGUACCAGAAGGUUGGAAGAUUCAAAUGACAUUUCCUCAAUUUCAUCUUGAUAAACCGAAUGAAUGCGAUAUUAAUUAUGUCCAAAUCUACGACAAAGAGCCAUCAAAGACAAAUAAUCCAUCUCUUAUAAAUAAUUUUUGUGGUAGUAUUGCUGAUUUGGUAACAAGUAAAGGAAAUGAAGCAUAUCUUAGAUUUUUUGUUACAAAAGCUGCUAUGAAUAGUAGUUUUGAAGCUAUUAUGACUGCGGUUCGUGAAAAAGAAAGCAAAGAUAAGGGUUGCAACAUUGAUGAAUUUGAUUGUCAAGAUGCCUGUAUUUCUGAUAAAUUACGUUGUAAUCAUCGCCCUAACUGUCGGUAUCGUUUCGAUGAAGAUGCAGAUAUCUGUAAUACGAAAAGCACAGGAUUAAAUGUAAAUUCUGAGCAUGUUAUCAUCAUUCUUAUUGUAUUUACGUUGCUCAUGUCUGGACUAUGUUUUACAUUUAUAUUGAAUUGUGUGAAAAAACUUAUUCGUGAUCAUCGAAUUAUUAAGGAGCAUAUUCGACAAUCACGUGAAAAUCGUCUAGAUGAGUUUGGUCGUAAAGCCAGCCCUUGCCUUAUAACAGAGCUAUGCACCGAAAUUGGUAAUAAUGAUCAAUGUCAUAGUAACGAGUUGCCAACUUUUGAAGUAUUAUCAAAGCCUAAAGAAUUAAUUUCGCACGUGACAAUAAAUGGACAGGAUUAUGAAAAGGAACAGAACAUGAGACUAUCUGUUGAUCUUAAUGAUAUUCAUCAAAGUAAUAAUGUUAGUAAUGCAACGCAAGAAAGACUACAAGAAUCCAGUGAAGAACGAGAAAUGCACGAUAUGGAAUGUCAGACAAGAGAAAGUCUUUUCGCUUCUGAUUUCAUUCUUAAACCUGCCCAUCCUGAAUUUACAACAUUUAGCUUUCAAACACCUAAUUAUCGAAGCAAGCUGUCAUUUGAUUACUAUCCGAUUUACGAAUAUCGCGAUCAUACGUAUCCACAUCAACAAUCACAAUCGUAUAAUUACUAUCAGGAUGAUAUGAAUCAACAAGUUAUAAAAAAUAAUUUUAAGACACUACCUGAAAAGAUUGAACAGGAUCCGAUUCAACGUCAAUAUUCGACCAAUUAUCCAUCUAAUCAAUUGUCAUCGAAGUUAUGUUUAAAGCACAGUUCAACACCUAUUGUACCGGCACCUCCUGGAUGGUCUUCUCAUGGAUCUACUUAUAAUUCUAGUGAUCGAGUAAAUUUUCAACGAUUAUCUAUCACUAGCUCUACAAAGGUUACUAAUGAAGAAUCGAAAAAUUCUUUCAUUUCUCGUAGUAAUAAAAUUUCGCCUAACAUUAGUAUUCAUAAAAAAAUAAGUAGUUCUGAUGAAAAUUAUGAAUGUACAUAUGAUAAUACCGAAAAAAGUCAUUCAGUAAGUAGUGGGAGUAUUUCACAGAGGUCUGGAAUAGCUAAACCAAUCAAAUGUCCACAAAAAGUAGACUCACAAUUCACGACUGAAGCUGUUAUCGAGGUAGAUAAAAAAAGACCGUUUAGUAUAGAAAGUACUAAAAGUGCACCUGACGUUAUUGCAACACAUUGACGUAAGUGUAUUGAAGAGUGGAAGCCAUAUACGUAAGCUUCAGAAAUA